CAAGUAGGCCGCGAAAAUUGGAUUCAAGUUUUUUCUGUUGUGUUUUUCACUUUCAUGAAGCUAUAAGAACGAAAGAGCCCCAAUUUACGAUCGACGAUAGUCAGUCCCAGGUGAUGACCAGUUGUGGAACUGCAGCACAGACAUUGAAUUUGCUUCGAGCAAAAGGAGCUGCCAUACUCUCGACCAGCGGCGCUCACCUGCGAGCGUGGAUGGCUUUUCCAAUGAGAUAACCACGGCACCCUCGGACAUGUCCCAAGUCCAUGUUCGAGCUGAUGAGCCUGCAGCCCGGACACAGAGCGACAACUCUAACCAAAACUCAAGCAACUUUGAUGAGGACAAUGGUAAAUUCCACUUUCUAGUAACCGGCGGCUAUCGACCCGAACAGGAUGACCUGGUAAAAUUUUUAGUUUCGAUACGAAGUAUCCAAUCGUAUAAAUUCUUUGGUGACGACCAUUUUUGUGGCGGCUGUUUAAUAUCUAAGAAAGAUGUUUUAACAGCAGCCCAUUGUCUGUUUGAUAGUAGCCAAACGGUUCUACAUAGAAAAAAAUUAAGGGUAGUUGCCGGUACACCGCGUCGCCUAUUGAAGACAAGUAGCACCCAAGAAUUAAAAGUGAGAAAGGUCAGGCCGCAUCCAGAGUACUCCGCUUAUACAAUGGCCAAUGAUAUUGCCCUUUUGCGUCUCAAAGGCGAGGUGCAGCCAGAUGGAAGUUUUGUCGCUAUUAUACCCCUAUCUGACAAGUAUCCUUCGGCUGGAUUGAAGUGCACAGCCAUUGGGUGGGGUGCUAUUUUUGAGAAUGGCCCAUUACCCGACGAAGCAGUCAGCGGCGAUUUGACUAUCCUUCCAAAUGAGCAUUGCUAUACAUUUAGCGAUCUUGAAGGCAUGAUAUGUGCCUCGAACCCAAUAGAAUACGAAGUGGACGCCUGCCAGGGCGAUUCGGGUGGACCGCUAAUUUGCGCAGGAAAUGUGGUGGGCGUUGUCUCCUUUGGCGCCGGCUGUGGUAGACCGAAUUCCGCCGGCUUUUACGCCGAUGUGCACUACCAUCGCAAUUGGAUAGAGCGUAAUGCAGCAACGUGCCCAUUGGCGUCCUGGUUUCCGCUUCCACUGAUCACGCUGGCAAUGCAAGCUCUGCGAGCUCAGUGUCUUGGAAUCAAUCAGCUUUAA
Molecule: messenger RNA, 1162 nt
Organism: Drosophila montana
Lineage: Eukaryota; Metazoa; Arthropoda; Insecta; Diptera; Drosophilidae
Product: trypsin eta-like
Exons: 4
Coding region: 248-1162 (304 amino acids)
Biological process (GO): proteolysis
Molecular function (GO): serine-type endopeptidase activity
Source: RefSeq, a predicted model, not a curated record